Messenger RNA from Aethina tumida (small hive beetle), 1525 nucleotides. Its product is annotated as mitochondrial outer membrane protein SLC25A46. The record is from RefSeq and is a predicted model, not a curated record. Gene Ontology annotation, biological process: mitochondrial membrane fission; mitochondrial fission. Lineage: Eukaryota; Metazoa; Arthropoda; Insecta; Coleoptera; Nitidulidae. The transcript is spliced from 6 exons. The coding region runs from base 118 to 1377 and encodes 419 amino acids. Gene Ontology annotation, cellular component: mitochondrial outer membrane.
CUGUAAUGUUUUGACAGUUCAACAAUUUGUGUUGGCCUCAGAAUUGCCGAAUAAAUUCUGUUAGCUAAUUCAGUAUAAUUAUCGUAUGGAUAUGUUAUAAUAUAUAAGGAUAUAAAAAUGGCCGGUCCAGAGGAAUAUCACAAUCAAUUUAGGCGACAACAUCGCUUCUCCCCAAUGAAUUUGAGUGGAUUGCCAGACGACCCUAACCGAAGACUGUUAGAUCUCGACAUAAAUCCAUAUCAAGAUGUCGAGGAAUUCGUUAGAAACCCUCCCGCACACACCCCCAUCGACACCGAAGAAGAGGUGAAAAUGAAGAAGUACAUCGGCUCUGGUGUGGCGUUUGUUAGUUUGGUAGCGGAAAACCUACUCAGCCACCCUUUUAUAGUAUUAAGACGUCAGUGUCAGGUACAUCAUGUGUCAUCGAAGUACCACAUUGUACCUUUCACCUUGUUGCCAACGAUAGUGGGUCUUCAUUCGUUUCAAGGGCUUACAAUUCUCUGGAAGGGGAUUGGCUCAGUCCUGUUGGUUCGGGGUAUGACUCUUGGAAUAGAAGAUCUUAUUUCCAAAAUCACUCCGUGGCCUAAGGAGAUAAACAAGUACACAAGUGUAAAGAUGUUUUUCCAACAUACCUUACUAAAAUGUGUGAGUUUAGCAAUUGUGACACCCUUUUACUCGGCGUCAUUCGUCGAGACAGUCCAAAGUGACAUUGCGAGCGAAAGUCCAGGUUGUCUGGACGUGUUCAGGGAAGGUUUCAUGAGAUUGAUGAACUGGGGCGUCCCGGCCAAAGGCAGAAUGCUCCCGAUUUGGGCGUUGAUAGUUCCAACUGUCACGUUCGGCGUGGCCAAGUAUUUGUUUGGCACGUUAGUGCGUGGUGCCAGCGCCAAAUUGAUGCACGCUAGGUUUAGAAAUCAACAUGAAGUCAGAGGUGCAUUCCCCAAAGAUCUAGCCCUGAUACCCACCAAGCAAGAUAUUGAACUGACUAGUUCGUUGAUCUCAACUAUUGCAGCUGACGUCGUGUUUUAUCCUUGUGAAACCAUUGUUCAUCGCCUACAUUUACAGGGCACAAGAACUAUUGUGGAUAAUCUUGACAAUGGACGAUCGGUUUUGCCAAUUUUGACCAAUUAUUCUGGGCCAAUUGACUGCUAUGAAAGUUGUUUGGCUACAGAAGGCACUCUAGGGUUGUACAAAGGUUUUGGAGCCCUUAUUUUACAAUACAUUGCUCAUAUAGCAUUGAUAAGAGUGUCACAUUUCUUAUUAUCAGAAUUAGGAAGUGUCCUUUGGAAGCCAAAAUCUGUACCAUUAAAACAACCUCCAAAUGUAUCACCACCAGCUAUUUCAAACUUACCAAUAGGUCGUAGAUCAUAUUUACUCCCGUAACAAAAUUUCUAGUCAUGAGAAUUGUUGUUGAUUUGUUACUUACUUAACUGUUACAAUGGUAUGUUAGUUUAUACUAAAAUUGUAUAAAUAAUUAUUUAUUUUCAUUUCGUCAUUUGUAAAUUUUCAAUAAAGACAGAUUUUAAUAAAA